AUGCUUUUCUCUACCCGCCUAGUAGCAUUGGCUGCCCUUGCAGGCUUCUCCUGUGCCGACCAGGCUCCAUCAUCUCCUAUCAAACAAGGUCAGAAGUAUGGUCCCAGGGUCGGGCCAUCAGCUCCUCGAGCGGCCGUCUCGUCGCACUCAAUUGAGCAGCGCCAGGUCCAGCACCAUCUCAAUGACAAGACUGCGCCCUUCGCAGUGAACGGGAGUGCAUUGCCGGAGGUUGAUUUCGACAUUGGCGAAUCAUAUGCCGGCCUGCUACCAGUCGACGAUAGCAAAGAGCUAUGGUUCUGGUACGUGCCGACAGAGAACCCCGAUGCGAGCGAGGAGAUCCUGAUAUGGCUCAAUGGAGGGCCCGGAUGCUCGAGUCUGGACGGUUUCUUCAAGGAGAAUGGUCCAGUCACUUGGAUGUCUGGCACCUAUCGGCCUGUAAAGAAUACUUAUGCAUGGAGCAAUCUGACGAAUGUCGUGUGGAUCGAGCAGCCAGUUGGUACUGGAUACACACAAGGCACACCCAACGCGACCAAUGAAGUCGACGUCGCUGCCCAAUUCUUACCUUUCUGGAAGAACUUCAUGGAUCUUUUCGACCUGCACGGUCGCAAGAUCUACGUCACCGGAGAGAGCUACGCGGGGAUGUACUGUCCGUAUAUAGCCGAUGCUAUGAUUGCGGAGAAUAACACCGAAUACUUCAACGUCGAGGGCCUCAUGAUCUACGACCCGAGCAUUGGUCCCGAUGCCAUUACGGAGCAGGUGCCUACUCUUGCAUUCACUGAAUUCCACCAGAAUGUGUUCCCGUUCAACGAGAGCACCGUGUCCACCCUCAAGAACAUCAGCGCGACCUGUGGCUACGAUGACUUUAUGGAGCAAGGCCUCAAGUUCCCGCCUGACGGUCCGUUCCCGUCGUCUCCAGGCCUCUAUGCCAAUGGCUCAUUCAACCCCGACUGCGACAUCUUCGACUAUGCUUUCAGCGCCAUCUUCGAGAUCAACCCGUGCUUUGACAUCUACCAGGUCGGCCAGCUCUGCCCACUGCUCUGGGACGUCCUCGGCUUCCCUUACUCUGGCUUCUACUUCCCACCCGGCGUCACCGAGCCGUACUUCAACAGGACAGAUGUCAAGAAGGCAAUCAAUGCCCCUGAACACGCCAACUGGAUGAUAUGCACCGACAUAGAUGUCUUCCCUAACGGCGACGACUCCCCUCCAUCCGGCGACAACGGCGGUCCGCUGGGCCGCGUGGCAGAGCAUACGAACAACGUGAUUGUCGCCCAUGGUCUGCUCGACAUGGUGCUCAUCUCCAACGGCUCCCUGCUGACACUCAACAACCUCACUUGGAAUGGUGCGCAGGGCUUCACGACGCCACCAGAGAACGACUUCUAUGUGCCAUACCACUACGACGCCUCGCUCGAGUCUGUCUCCGGAGCGGGUAUUUUCGGCAAGUGGAUGACGGAUCGCGGGCUUACUUAUGUCGAGAUUGAACUUGCUGGCCACAUGGUCCCGCAGUUCCAGCCUGCUGCCGGGUAUCGGAACCUUGAGUUUUUACUGGGUCGUAUUAGUAAUAUGAGUGAGGUGUCUUCGUUCUCGACGCAGCCGGACUUUAAGCAGCCAUCGUUUGAGAGCCAUGUGGAAUUGAGAUGA
Molecule: messenger RNA, 1638 nt
Organism: Pseudovirgaria hyperparasitica
Lineage: Eukaryota; Fungi; Ascomycota; Dothideomycetes; Acrospermales; Acrospermaceae
Product: carboxypeptidase-like protein
Exons: 2
Coding region: 1-1638 (545 amino acids)
Biological process (GO): proteolysis
Molecular function (GO): serine-type carboxypeptidase activity
Source: RefSeq, a predicted model, not a curated record